AUGCGUCAACAUCAAGUCACAGUUAUCAAUCUCGUACCGUCGCUGGCGAUUGCAUUUAUCGAUUAUCUCGGCCGUCUCAAACAACGAUUUUCACCAUCGCUACGAAUCGUCGUGUCUACAGGAGAGCCACUUUCUCGGACAUUGGCUAGUGAACUUCUAACAUAUCUUCCGUCAAACACGCAUCUCUUGAAUUCUUAUGGCGUAACUGAAACAACCGUCGAUUGUACGUAUCGUCGAGUGUUUGAUCACGAUUGUGCACCGUCAUCACUGUCUUCAUUUGUUCCCAUCGGUUUUCCACUUCCGAACUAUAUUUGUCAUGUCAUACAAGAAGAAGAUGGUAUUGGUGAACUAUUUAUUGGCGGACCAACUGUAUUUCAAGGCUAUUUAAACCGAGGUCCGAAUCCGCUCGACAGUCGGCUAGUGAUGAUCGACGGCAGCAUGUGUUAUCGUACGGGUGACCUCGUCAAAAUUGUCAAUGACGAACUAGCCUACGUUGGCCGACGAGACUUUCAAGUAAAAAUACGAGGUCAACGAAUUGAAACAGGAGAAGUCGAGACUGUGAUAUUGCGAGAAUGUCGCGAUCAAUUAAAUGCAUGUGUAAUCUUAGCGAAUGAUGAUCGCUUGAUUGCCUAUGUUCAAUCUCGUUCAUCCGACACCAAUAUUGAACAAAUUGUCAAUGAGGCAUGUCAACAACAUCUUCCGACAAGUAUGAUACCAGAAGUUAUUGUUGUCCUCGAUCAAUUUCCAUUAAAUGCUAAUGGCAAAGUCGAUCGUACUCGUUUACCACUCCCAUCACGUCCAAAAAAUCUAGUAUCGACCGAUGAUGAACCUCAAAAUGAACUUGAACUCUACUUACAUGCAUUGUGGUGUCGUCUUUUGAGAAUAGAUCGAGUGCCAUGCAACGUCAAUUUGUUUGCACUGGGUGCUAACUCUUUGCAUUUUAUGCUUGCUGCGAAUGACUACCAUUAUCGACAACAGACAAAAGAUGUACAGUUUGAUCUACCGGCUUUCAUCCGGCAUGCCACAAUUGCGCACCAUGCUCAAAUUCUUGCAACGAAACAGAAUGAAAUCAUCACUCCAUCGGUUUGGCAGUCCCAGCAUCUUACCGAAGCGCCGGCAUCAUUCGAACAGGAAGCUAUUUGGCUUGAUGAGCAAAUGCGCUUCCAGAGUGAUAAUGAUGGCGUUGCUGUUUAUCAUAUCGUGCUCGCUUUUCGUAUCCUAUCGACUGACGGUACUGUACCUACGACACUUAUCAUGCUUACAAACUUAUUACGAUCAUUGCCUCAAGUUGAACAAGACAGACGUCUGAAAUCGUUACGUUGUAUUGCAUCUGGAGGUGAGAAACUCUAUUUGGUAACGGCUCUUGAUCUGCUACCAUUUUUGGAUACGAAAUGCGUUAUACGGAACUACUACGGUCCAGCGGAGUGUGUUGUAGCAUCUACAUGCUACGUAGUGACAGGUAAUGAAUCACAAAAUCGCAUUGGUCUACCGAUUGGACGACCAAUGGCUCAUGCACAAAUCUACAUACUUGACGAGUUCCUCCAAGAACUCGUGCCCGGUCAAACAGGUGAAAUUAUCAUCGGAGGAACUGGUGUAUUCGUCGGUUAUCGGAAUCAGGACAAGCUCACUCGGGAAGUGUUGAUUGAUUACAAUGGAUCUCGGUGUUAUCGGACGGGAGAUUUCGGUCGAUUGAAUGCGCAAAGUGGACAGCUCGAAUUUCUGGGUCGUCGUGAUCAUCAGGUCAAAAUUCGUGGACAAAGAAUCGAAUUAGAUGGAAUCGAACAACUUAUUCUCCAUUUUGAUUCCAAAAUUUCGAAUUGUCUUGUUCUCAAAGUAUCACUCGCGUCGGUUGAUCACCUGAUUGCUUAUGUCCAAUGUAAUGAUGAUCAGCAUUCAAUCAACGAUAAUGAAAUUCGCAAUUUUUGCCAAGAGCACUUACCUUCGUUUAUGGUACCCUCAUUUUUCAUUGUUCUCGAUCAAUUUCCACUUACUCAUACGGGAAAAAUUGAUCGUAGUCGUCUGCCUCGACCAACUGCUGACAUUGUUCCGAAUCAUCAAAAUGAAGUUCUAUCGUCACUUGAACGUAAACUCUGUUACAUUUUUGCGCAAGCAUUUGAAUUGUCAAAUCCAGCAUCACUCAAUGUGGAAGCAACUUUUGCCGAGCUUGGCGCCACUUCAUUAGGUAUUAUCAAAGCUCUUGGUCUCAUUCGACGGCAACAAUUGACUGAUUCGCAUCCGAUUGAUAUCGGCACGCUCCUCGCAAAUCCGUCAGUGCGUCUGCUAGCAAAGGCACUGGAUUCAUCAUUCUCACACGAUGAACUCUUUGCUAAAGUGCCAUCCGAAACUGGAUUCAUUGAUUCACAUGUACGCAUCGAUCAACGAGCUCGUGUGCAAGCACAUACUUACGAAUAUCGUCAAUUAUACUUGCGUCCAGUGUCAAUUGGUACUCGCUCUCAUCUGAUGGCGAAUGCGCUUGUAUUACCCGGCUGUCAUCUUGAUGGAAAUAAUACAAUCUGUCCAUGCACACUCAUCAUGAAAGGCGAUAAAUUGCCGAUGCAUACAGACUGGAAAGGAUCACCGCCUAGCCAUUGUCAUUCAUCGCUUUCAUUUCACCAAUAA
Rotaria sordida is the source of this 2619-nucleotide messenger RNA. The record is from the annotation of a GenBank genome assembly. NCBI's taxonomy places the organism in Eukaryota, Metazoa, Rotifera, Eurotatoria, Philodinida, Philodinidae.